GAAAAUCAUGUAAUGGAUUUAAAAAAACUGAGUUCAAGAAUCAUAUGUUCUGAUAAUAUUACUAGACACAAUUUAAAUAAGAAAUCAAAUGCUUCAACUAUUAUAUUCAUAGAUGAUGAUGAUCAAUUUUUUAAAAAAAUGGAAUUAGAAAUUGAUAAAAAACUAAUAUUAAUUCCAGCUAAUAAAUACGUAUUUCAAAUGACUUCGAAAUUACAUACAAAUGUAUUACCAUUAUUUGAAGAUGAAACAGCUAUUCUUCACGAGCAAUAUGAAGAAUCAUUGUUUUAUGGAAUGUUCCUCACUCCACCAGACAGUAAUUCAAUUAAAGAUAAUACAAAUUUGUAAAUUUAAUAUAAUAGUAUAAUAUUAAAAUUAUUAU
Molecule: messenger RNA, 379 nt
Organism: Apis laboriosa (Himalayan honeybee)
Lineage: Eukaryota; Metazoa; Arthropoda; Insecta; Hymenoptera; Apidae
Exons: 3
Coding region: 13-345 (110 amino acids)
Source: RefSeq, a predicted model, not a curated record